UUUUAAAGAUUUAACAAUGGAGCUACAGCGACGCAAGAUGGCAGCCACCACGGGCUCAGGAGUAAAAGUCCCUUGCAAUUUCCGACUGUUGGAAGAACUCGAAGAAGGCCAGAAAGGAGUAGGAGAUGGCACAGGUAGCUGGGGUCUAGAAGAUGACAAAGACAUGACACCUACAAGAUGGACAGGGAUGGUAAUUGAGCAUCCAAGAACAAUUUAUGAAAACCGAAUAUACAGCCUUAAAAUAGAAUGUGGGCCUAAAUACCCAGAAGCACCCCCCUUCAUAAGAUUUGUAACAAAAAUUAAUAUGAAUGGAGUCAAUAGUUCUAAUGGAGUGGUGGAUCCCAGAGCCAUAUCAGUGCUAGCAAAAUGGCAGAAUUCCUAUAGCAUCGAAGUUGUUCUCCAAGAGCUUCGGAGCUUAUGAUGUCUAAGAAAAACAUGAAACUUCC
This is a messenger RNA of Cavia porcellus (domestic guinea pig), 446 nucleotides long. RefSeq names its product ubiquitin-conjugating enzyme E2 variant 1-like. Lineage: Eukaryota; Metazoa; Chordata; Mammalia; Rodentia; Caviidae. The record is from RefSeq and is a predicted model, not a curated record. The transcript has a single exon. Gene Ontology annotation, cellular component: nucleus. Bases 17 to 421 code for a protein of 134 amino acids. Gene Ontology annotation, biological process: DNA damage tolerance; protein K63-linked ubiquitination.